This is a messenger RNA of Panicum virgatum (switchgrass), 1091 nucleotides long. RefSeq lists its product as uncharacterized. The coding region runs from base 223 to 948 and encodes 241 amino acids. The record is from RefSeq and is a predicted model, not a curated record. Lineage: Eukaryota; Viridiplantae; Streptophyta; Magnoliopsida; Poales; Poaceae. The transcript has a single exon. Gene Ontology annotation, biological process: root development; shoot system development.
UGCUCUGGAUGAACAUACAGAAAGCAUCAACCUGCCGUGGAGAUCGGAGGCUAUGUCGAAACAGCAGAGCAUUUCGUUGUCAGCGAGAUUCUUCAUGUCGGGAGGGUCACCGACGCCAUUGCUUCUGCUUAUUUGGUUAUAUAUACCAGGCAAACCACAGCGUGGUCGACACCAUUGCAGCUCAGUUUCCCUCCAGUAUUCUUGUCAUCUCCAGUUCCAGUCAUGGCUUCCAUUCUCAGAUCUGAAAGUUUGCCAUCCAGCCUUCGCUCUGACAAAAUCAACAUCGAAGAACAGCUGCAGAGCCUCAAGGCAACCAUCUCCUCCGCUACCAUUGAGACAAUUGCCGAUGGUAUCACGAGGCUUGGAGGAGUGUACACCACCAUUGAGGAGAUGAUGUGCUCACCAAGUGGCCAACUCAGCCUUUGCCAGCCGAAACAGAGGAAAUCGGUGGAGCAAGAGCUUGAGAAGUCCCUCAUCUUGCUUGACCUCUGCAACAGCAUCCAAGAGAACAUUUCUGAGCUCAAAACAAGCAUCCAGGAGAUGCAGCUGGUCAUCAAGAGAGAAGAUGACUCCGCUAUUCAAGCCAAGAUCCAGUCUUAUAUCCGCUUGGCUAAGAAGGCGCAGAAACAGUUCAAGAAGAUCAGCAAGAAGCCCACUUCAGUUGAUCGGGACAACUGCAGGGUUGUCAGGCAAUUGGCAGAAGCUAGAGAGAUUGCAAUCUCCAUGCUUGAAUCCUUGACAUAUCUCCUAUCAAAGCAAAUUGCGACGCCAAGCUCUAGCAGAUGGUCCAUUGUCUCCAAGACUUUCCACAAAAGAAGAUUAACAUGCGAGGAGGAGAAAUUGCAGCAGAUGGAAUUGGUCAUUGUUGAUCUUGAGAGCGGAGUUGAGACUUUGUUCAGGAAAUUGAUCCAGAGCAGAGUUUCUCUCCUCAACACUCUCAGUUUGUAGAUAGAUGGUGCACCAAUCCUGUUUCCCUGAGAUUGGCAUCCGCCUUUUAGAGGAUCUGCUGAUCAACAUACAAUUUUGUAGUUUAUCAGUAAAUGAGCAAUUGUACAGAAAAAUUACUGAAAAGAAAGUCAGUUUUUGGUCAA